Messenger RNA from Dromiciops gliroides (monito del monte), 2672 nucleotides. RefSeq names its product ectonucleoside triphosphate diphosphohydrolase 2 (gene ENTPD2). Gene Ontology annotation, biological process: nucleoside diphosphate catabolic process. Gene Ontology annotation, cellular component: plasma membrane. Lineage: Eukaryota; Metazoa; Chordata; Mammalia; Microbiotheria; Microbiotheriidae. Gene Ontology annotation, molecular function: GDP phosphatase activity; UDP phosphatase activity. The record is from RefSeq and is a predicted model, not a curated record. The transcript is spliced from 9 exons. Bases 109 to 1596 code for a protein of 495 amino acids.
CCCAUGCCUAGACAGCUGCCGCGAAACCGUGCUCCCCAACCCAGACGCAACUAACACCCCUUGCCAAACCCUCACUCGCGACCUGCGGGAGGUCUGGAGGGUGGGAUCAUGGCCGGGAAGUUCCUAGCGGUCCUGCUGCCUCUGCUACUGUGCCUGGCUGGCCUCGUAGGCCUUCUGCUGCUCUUCAUCCCCACCAGGGACGUCCGGGAGCCACCAGCCUUCAAGUAUGGCAUCGUCUUAGAUGCUGGAUCUUCCCACACAGCUAUGUUUGUCUACAAGUGGCCAGCUGACAAGGAGAAUGAUACGGGCAUUGUGAGCCAGCAUAGCAUGUGUGAUGUCCAAGGCGGUGGUAUCUCCAGUUAUGCAGAGGAUCCCCCUGGGGCAGGUCAAAGCUUGGUAGACUGUCUCAACCAAGCAAUGCAAGAUGUGCCCAAGGAGAGACACUCAGUCACUCCCCUCUACCUGGGUGCCACUGCCGGCAUGAGACUUCUAAACCUGACCAGUCCAGCUGCUUCAGACAGUGUCCUUUCAUCAGUGACUGACACAUUAUCCCAAUACCCCUUUGACUUCCGAGGGGCCCGGAUUCUGUCUGGCCAGGAUGAGGGAGUCUUUGGCUGGGUGACUGCCAACUAUCUCUUAGAGAACUUCAUAAAGUAUGGCUGGGUAGGGCAGUGGAUCCGACCAAGGCAGGGGACAGUGGGGGCCAUGGACCUAGGUGGGGCAUCCACCCAGAUCACCUUUGAGACAGCCAGCCAGACUGAGGACCCUGCCAAUGAGGUCAAGUUGCAACUCUAUGGCCAGAGCUACAGAGUCUACACCCACAGUUUCUUAUGCUAUGGUAGAGAUCAGAUCCUUAAGAGAUUGCUGGCUGGUGUGCUUCAGAGUCAUAGUUCACAUCCUUGCUGGCCGGUAGGCUAUACAAGGAAAUUCUUCCCAAAGGAUGUGUACACAUCACCUUGUACUUCAGCUCAGAGACCUCGGCACUAUGAUGUCAAUACCGAGGUGACCCUUUCUGGGAGCGGCAAUCCUAUCCUCUGCCAGCAGCUUGUUUUAGAUCUUUUCAACUUCUCGUCCUGCCCUUUCUCCCAAUGCUCCUUCAAUGGCAUUUUCCAGCCUCCUGUGGCCGGGAACUUCAUUGCCUUCUCUGCAUUCUACUAUACUGUGGACUUCCUUCAGAAGGUGAUGAAGCUACCUGUGACCUCUCCAGGGGAACUGGGCACUGCAGCCAAUGCUUUGUGCAAGGAGUCAUGGGUAAAGCUACUGGAGCGAGCCCCUAGUCAGCAAGCCCGCCUGGCAGAUUACUGUGCCUCUGCCACCUUUGUAUACCAGCUCCUUGUUCAAGGCUACAAAUUUGAUGACCGUACCUUCCCCAGUAUUGCUUUCCAAAAGAAGGCCGGAGACACAUCUAUUGGCUGGGCACUGGGCUACAUGCUGAACCUAACCAACAUGAUUCCACCUGACCAGAGGAAUUUCCGCAAGGGCACGGACUAUGGUUCUUGGGUCGUCUUAAUUCUGCUUUUCAUCCUGGUCAUCCUUGUGGCCUUGGCCAUGCUUUUCUGCUUUGCUCGCUCUUCCAAGUCACAGAGUGCCAUCUAAAUUAGGUGCCUGGUUGGCAUGGGUCAGGCCCUGUCCCCUCUAUGGCCCCCAGCACUGCUGUCCCCUCCUACUAUUCUAGAAGCUGCAGGACUGUGUCCCUUCCCGACAUAGGCUUCAUCAGGACGAUUCACCACCUCUCCCUGGCACUGGGGGCGGUGGGGUGGGGGUGGGGGUGUAUGAAAGGAUUGUAAGGAAAGAAGAGAUUAGAGCAGAGGGAUAACACUUGGGGUUUCCCUUCCUCAGCUUGGGGAAAUCUCUUCUCAUUACUGGUUGAUUCAUUGAGCAGGUUGAACUAUAUGAAAAGUAGAGCCUGGUAGAGGUGAUGACAAUGAUUCUUACCAAAUCUAGACUAAGGCCUCUAGAAUUGGAGAUCCCAGUAACCCAGAAUGUCCCCUAAACCUUGCUCCACACAUCUAGCAGUGAGCCGGUAUUAGUUGGCCUACCAAUGUUACUGGCUUGGGGCAACUUGACUUCCAAGAAGGCUUGGGGAAGACACAGUCAGAACCCAGAUUUGGUAAUUAGUUAGAAGCCCCACAUCUGAUGUGUGUCAUGGAGUAGCAAGGUCCCAGGCUUUAGUCCCAGUUCUCCAACUGAUACUCUGGCUUGGGCUAGAGGCUCCUUCUGCCCUUCUCCUCCAUCUCUGUCUUACUAGAGUCAGACCCUUGUCUUACUGUGGCUCCUGGCAUUCAGGGGUAAGGAUAUUGACUGAGCUACUCAGGUAGCCCUACUCUGUGGCAUGGGGAUGGAGUCUGAUCUCUCCUUGGAGGGCAGCAGUCCUGUUAUCAUGGAGAGGCAGAUAAGGCUUGAUUUGGGGAUGGGGAGUAGAGAUUGGGCUCAGUGGAAGGGAAAAAAAAUCCUGUCCUCAUUUCAAACUACAGAGCUGCCCAGUAUGCUUAUGGUUCUCACUGUGGUUCUUGUAUAACUCAGGGGGGUGUGUGGGAGGGAGGUGGGUGGAGGAGAGAUAGAGAGAAAGACAGAGACACACCAUCUGCAUCUCUCUGUACCUGCCCUCGAAGAGCCAUUGGCAUUCAUCACUUGUAUUAAAAAAGAAAAAAAAAGUUUGUAAUAAAAUGUAU